AUUGACCCUGCAGAUCCCCAGGUUAAUCGCGACCUCGAACUGUUCUGCCAAGCAGUUUGCUCCUUCGGCAAGGGAAUACGCAGACACGAGAGCGGCAAGUGGGAACUGGACGGGUUCACCACACAUCUGUACCCACACCAAGUGAUUGGUGUGAGCUGGAUGGUGGGCCGCGAGAUGCACCCAGUCGGCCCCAAGGGCGGCAUUCUUGCCGACGAGAUGGGGUUGGGGAAGACCGUGCAGGUGCUCGCAUGCAUGUCCCAAAACCUACCGAGCAGAAAGUCUAGGGCCCAGAAAACCCUGAUUGUCGUACCCAAGAGGGUGCUUCAACAAUGGCUCAAGGAAAUCGGAAGGCACUGCUCAAACAAAAAUGCGAAGAUGAAGCCGGCGUUCGUCUACUCGGCGGGGCGGGCAGAUGAAGAAUGGGAGGACCGGAAUAUCAUCCUUGUCAACUACGAACAGCUGCUGCAGCAGUUACCGUCACCAGAAGACCGCAGCAUAAUUGAUGAGCUGAGGUCCCAGAACAAUCCCGACUGGAAAGUUCGGAUGCGCGAGUCAGCCGGCCGUCUCUUCCAGGAGGACUGGUACCGUCUGGUGCUCGAUGAGGCACACAGGAUAAACAAUAGGUUCAGCCAGAAGUUCUUCCCAUACCUGGAUUUCCUGAGAACGGUAUACAACGAGUUCGGGAGCUACCGAAAUGACAUGGGCAAUACCGAAGACGCUAGCCAGUUGGAGAAACUGAAAACGACAUACCAAGCCAUAACACUCAGGCGGUUCGUGGAUCCAACCCACACAUCCUUCACUGCCCGAUCAUAUGAUAGGCGACUUGGUGACAAGCUAAUGGGCAGAGAGAUAAUUGAUGUCCCUACCCCACACAUGGAGACAAUCAUGGUCGACUUUUGCCCGGCCGAACGCAAAUUCUACCAGGAAUUACGGGACAAGUACAAUGCUCUUCUGGAGCGCUCCCAAAUCUCAAGAAGCGCUGGCAUGUCCUCCGAUGUCUCGAAGGGCGAGCUUAUAAGGGUCUUCAACUCCCUUCGGUUCUACACAUCCCACCCAGCCCUUGUUGAUCCUGGCUAUGUCUCAGAGUACCCCUCCGAUUGCGUGACGGUCCAGUGCUUCUGCAGACUCUGCCGCAAUGUCCUGGUCGAGCCGGUCAUUGCGCAAUGCAGCCAUGCCUUCUGUAGGGCGUGUCUCAGAAGGUCCCAGAGAGAGCAAAAUCAGCGCCCAUGUCUGAGCUGCGGCACGGUUCCAGACGCUGCGAGGGAUGCAGAGGACAACGAGUGCUUUCGCCACCAUCCCACACAAUACGCGCAAUUGGUGAGAGAUUAUUGGGGUCCUGACCAAGGCGGCAAAGGCACGCGCUACAAACGAACUCGCAAACCUGGCGAAGACGAAUUCGGGUUGCAGCCAUUGCUUGAUCGCCAACGGACCACCAGGAAACGACGAGGCAGAGCCAGAGGGAGAGGGAGAGGGCGGAAGGGCCAGGGAUCGAGACGGAAGACCCGGCCCAAGAAGAAGGAUGUUGCAGAGGAGCAGAUCCGCAUCCACGCUGGGGCCUUCUUGCGGGCAUGCGACCAAGAGCCCUGGGAGCCAAUUCCGCAUGGCGCAAAGACAAAGGCUACCCUAGAUCUUGUCCAGAGAUGGCAGGAAGAAGCGCCGGAUGACAAGAUCAUCAUUUUUGCUCAGUGGCUCCCAGUUCUUAACUUGCUUGGGAGGAUGCUCUUCCACAAGGGUCUUAGGUUCGUAUACCUCUGGGGACAGAUGAAACCGGGCCAGCAAGAGGGGUGCAUUCGGGCGUUCACUGAGCGGCCUGAAAUCAAGAUCAUGCUCGUUUCCGCCACCUGCGGUGCGCUUGGUCUGAACUUGACAGCCGCCAACCGCGCCAUCGUCUACGAUCACUGGUGGAACGAGGUCCUCGAGCGCCAGGCCUUUGCUCGGAUCGUACGCAUAGGUCAAGCCAAGCCGGUGUACCUGGCAAAGGUGGUUGCAGCAGACUCCAUGGAUGAAGACAUCCUGAACUUGCAGGCCACCAAGAGGUCUAUCAUCAAUAAUGCCGUAGGGGAGAGCACCACGCCCUCGGAAUCCGCGCAUAUGCUCGGCGGCGGCUUCGACCUGGGGAUCAGCGACGGCGAGCUUGACUUUGAGGCGAAUUGGCUGGCGGGCAUGCAGGAUCUUAGCGAUGACGACAACACCAGUACCGAUGACAGCGAGGCUGAGAGCGAAACCGAGAGCGGCACGGGUGACGAGGGGAGCGAUGAUGACGAAGACGAUAACGAGAGCGAGGAUUCCUCUGACGAGGAGUCCACGGCACACAAUGUGGGU
This is a messenger RNA of Thermothielavioides terrestris NRRL 8126, 2322 nucleotides long. RefSeq lists its product as uncharacterized. The record is from RefSeq and is a predicted model, not a curated record. NCBI's taxonomy places the organism in Eukaryota, Fungi, Ascomycota, Sordariomycetes, Sordariales, Chaetomiaceae. Gene Ontology annotation, molecular function: metal ion binding; ATP binding; ATP-dependent chromatin remodeler activity. The annotation marks the transcript as partial. The transcript has 9 exons.